CUUCAGCUGACACAAGGAGGAGCAGCGCGCGCACAGUCACUGUCUGCGUGUGUUACACCGGGCUGGUUUCCGCCGCUGCACCUGACUGCCGGGUUAUUUAGACGUGUUCUCGGGAACAAACCGCACUUUUCUGGACGGAAUAAAGUCUUUACUCGGUGAUUAAUGCAGCUGUGCGGUUUGGAGCCUCCUGAGCUCGGGCUGAGAGCGCAUGCACCCCGAAUUGGUGUCUCUAAUGAGCGCCGUGACGCCAGCUCUUGUGUGAUGAUGUCAUUGCCGGUGGCUGGACAUGUGUUGGGGGCAGUGUGUAGCAGUGGUGUUGGUGCUGGUGGUUCUGCUCGGCGGUGUUUGUUCGGUGCAGUGGAUCAUGAGGAGCUGCAGCACGACUACACACUGCUGAUGAGGGCCGACCUUGAAGAUGCUUCAUGCCGCUGGAACUUCGACUUCACUGCUGACAAGCCACUACUGGGUGGAGACUUCAAGUGGGUGGGGCUUCCUGAGGCUCACGUUCCUUUUCUUUACCGUGAUUGCACAGUAGGGGCAAAGUCUCAAGCAAAGGGGCAGGGGCCAGCAUCUGAGCUCAAGAAGGAGGACCUUCCUGAAACACCUGAGCAAUGUGAUGGAAUCUCACACACUGCAGAGAAACAGACACUGAAGCGGAAACAGACCAACAUCACAGAUUUCUACCAGGCCAAGAGGCGAGUCGUCACCACCAGGAAGUCUGGCCAGUGACCUGAGGAUGGACACACACACACACACACACGACACUCAGGACUGUCUGAAGGAAAAAGCACAGAGAUUUUCUUCUCCUGUUCAUCAUUUAAUAAUUAUUUAAUAGUAUUUUUAUUUUAUGGUGUUUGUGUUGUUUUGAGGUCAAAGUGUAAACACCAUAAUUUAUUGUGCAAUUCCUGUUAAUCUGGAUAUAAAGAUUAAUACUCAGCACUUACUGAACAUUUACUUUCAUUUAAAAGAUUAUAACCUCUGAUCUGGAAAGCACACACUAAUCUACACUAAACCUAUAGAUGUGUGUGUCAUACAGGAUUAUAUUAGUGUUCAUGUUGGAAUAAUAAAUCUGUCUGUGUAUCAGAGGCUGUUAUGAAGGUGUGCGCGCGCAUGCAGAUACAGAGUUCUGACAUUAUUUAUUUGAUAUGAUGAGCAUUAUACUGUCAUAAAUGUGGAGGAAAAAAUAAACUGAAACUAAAACA
Messenger RNA from Neoarius graeffei (lesser salmon catfish), 1202 nucleotides. It is a transcript of the gene cdkn1a, whose product is annotated as cyclin dependent kinase inhibitor 1A. Gene Ontology annotation, cellular component: nucleus. Lineage: Eukaryota; Metazoa; Chordata; Actinopteri; Siluriformes; Ariidae. The coding region runs from base 163 to 729 and encodes 188 amino acids. Gene Ontology annotation, biological process: regulation of mitotic cell cycle; signal transduction by p53 class mediator. The record is from RefSeq and is a predicted model, not a curated record. The transcript has 4 exons. Gene Ontology annotation, molecular function: cyclin-dependent protein serine/threonine kinase inhibitor activity.